UGGUGGCAGCAGCCGGGCCAACCGACAGGGGACAGACAGCAGGUCCAGCUCCCAGAGCAGGGGCCUCAGCUGCCCUCGGUGGCACGUUGAUCCUGGGGGUGGCCGCUGGCCCAGCCCGAGGAGGCCCACGGCCACCAUGGUCCCUUGCUGGAACCAUGGCAACAUCACCCGCUCCAAGGCCGAGGAGCUGCUCUCCAGGACGGGCAAGGACGGGAGUUUCCUCGUGCGCGCCAGCGAGUCCAUCUCCCGGGCGUACGCGCUCUGCGUGCUGUAUCGGAACUGUGUUUAUACUUACAGAAUUCUGCCCAAUGAAGAUGAUAAAUUCACUGUUCAGGCGUCCGAAGGCGUCCCCAUGAGGUUCUUCACCAAGCUGGACCAGCUCAUCGAGUUUUACAAGAAGGAAAACAUGGGUCUGGUGACCCACCUACAAUAUCCCGUGCCCCUGGAGGAGGAGGACGCGUGUGAUGAGCCAGAGGAGGAGACGGAAAGUAUCCAGUCUCCACCUGAGCUGCCGCCGAGAAACAUCCCUCUAUCGGCCGGGCCAUGUGAGGCCAAGGAGGUCCCUCUUUCGAGUGAGAAUCUGAGAGCCGCUGAGGUCAGCCGGCCAAGCCUCUCCGAGACGUUGUUUCAGCGACUGCAGAGCAUGGACACCAGCGGGCUUCCAGAAGAGCAUCUUAAAGCCAUCCAAGAUUAUUUAAGCACUCAGCUCGCCCUGGAUUCUGAUUUUGUGAAGACGGGUUCCAGCAGUCUCCCUCAUCUGAAGAAACUGACCAUGUUCCUGUGCAAGGAGCUCUAUGGCGAAGUCAUCCGGACCCUCCCCUCCCUGGAGUCUCUGCAGCGGGUGUUUGACCAGCAGCUCUCCCCCGGCCUCCGUCCACGGCCUCAGGCACCUGGCGAGGCCAAUCCCAUCAACAUGGUGGCCAAGCUCGGCCAGCUGACAAGUCUGCUGUCCUCCAUUGAGGAUAAGGUCAAGGCCUUGCUGCAUGAGGGUCCUGAGUCUCCCCAUCGGCGUUCCCUCAUCCCUCCGGUCACCUUUGAGGUAAAGUCGGAGUCUCUGGGGAUUCCUCAGAAAUUGCAGCUCAAAGUAGAUGUCGAGUCUGGAAAACUGAUAAUCAAGAAGUCCAAGGAUGGUUCUGAGGACAAGUUCUACAGCCACAAGAAAAUCCUGCAGCUCAUCAAGUCUCAGAAAUUUCUGAACAAGUUAGUGAUUUUGGUGGAAACAGAGAAGGAGAAGACCCUGCGGAAGGAAUACGUUUUCGCUGACUCCAAAAAGAGAGAAGGCUUCUGCCAGCUUCUCCAGCAGAUGAAGAACAAACAUUCGGAGCAGCCAGAGCCUGACAUGAUCACCAUCUUCAUCGGCACCUGGAACAUGGGUAACGCCCCCCCUCCCAAGAAGAUCACGUCCUGGUUUCUCUCCAAGGGGCAGGGGAAGACGCGGGAUGACUCUGCUGACUACAUCCCCCACGACAUCUACGUGAUCGGCACCCAGGAGGACCCCCUGGGCGAGAAGGAGUGGCUGGAGAUACUCAGACACUCCCUGCAGGAAAUCACCAGCAUGACUUUUAAAACAAUCGCCAUCCACACACUCUGGAACAUCCGCAUCGUGGUGCUGGCCAAGCCAGAGCACGAGAACCGGAUCAGCCACAUCUGCACGGACAAUGUGAAGACGGGCAUCGCCAACACGCUGGGGAACAAGGGAGCUGUGGGGGUGUCAUUCAUGUUCAAUGGAACUUCCUUGGGAUUUGUCAACAGCCACUUGACUUCUGGAAGCGAAAAGAAACUCAGGCGAAACCAAAACUAUAUGAACAUUCUCCGGUUUCUGGCUCUGGGAGACAAGAAACUGAGUCCCUUUAACAUCACUCAUCGCUUCACCCACCUCUUCUGGCUCGGGGACCUCAACUACCGUGUGGACCUGCCCACCUGGGAGGCAGAAGCCAUCGUCCAGAAGAUCAAGCAGCAGCAGUACGCAGACCUGCUGUCCCACGACCAGCUGCUCAUGGAGAGGAAGGAGCAGAAGGUUUUCCUGCACUUUGAGGAGGAAGAAAUCACGUUCGCGCCCACCUACCGCUUUGAAAGACUCACUCGGGACAAGUACGCCUACACUAAGCAGAAAGCCACAGGGAUGAAGUACAACUUGCCCUCCUGGUGUGACCGGGUCCUCUGGAAGUCCUACCCCCUGGUGCACGUGGUGUGUCAAUCCUAUGGCAGCACCAGCGACAUCAUGACAAGUGACCACAGCCCUGUCUUUGCCACAUUUGAGGCAGGAGUCACCUCCCAGUUUGUCUCCAAGAACGGCCCUGGGACUGUCGACAGCCAGGGGCAGAUCGAGUUUCUCCGAUGCUACGCCACACUGAAGACCAAGUCCCAGACCAAGUUCUACCUGGAGUUCCACUCUAGCUGCUUAGAGAGUUUCGUCAAGAGUCAAGAAGGAGAAAAUGAAGAAGGAAGCGAAGGGGAGUUGGUGGUGAAGUUUGGAGAGACCCUUCCAAAGCUGAAGCCCAUCAUCUCCGACCCUGAGUACCUGCUGGACCAGCACAUCCUGAUCAGCAUCAAGUCCUCUGACAGCGACGAGUCCUACGGCGAGGGCUGCAUUGCUCUGCGGUUAGAGGCCACGGAAACCCAGCUCCCCAUCUACACACCUCUCACCCACCAUGGAGAGAUGAUGGGGCACUUCCGGGGGGAGAUUAAGCUGCAGACCUCCCAAGGCAAGACGAGGGAGAAGCUCUAUGACUUUGUGAAGACUGAGCGGGAUGAGUCCAGUGGGCCCAAGUCCCUGAAGAGCCUCACCAGCCACGACCCCAUGAAGCAGUGGGAACCCGCCAACAGGGUCCCUCCAUGUGGUGGCUCCAGCAUCACUGAAAUUAUCAACCCCAACUACAUGGGCGUGGGGCCCUUCGGGCACGUGAAGCAGACCCUGUCCCCCGACCAGCAGCCCACAGCGUGGAGCUACGACCAGCCACUCAAGGACUCCUCCCUGGGGCCUGGAAGGGGUGAGAGCCCACCAACACCGCCCUCCCAAGCGCCCGUCUCACCGAAGAAGUUCUCCUCCUCAACAGCAGCCCGGGGCCCCAGCCCCAGGACGCAGGAGUCAAGGCCCAGCGACAUGGGGAAGAAUGUGGCGGAACCUUUGCCUCAGGAGGACCUGCCACUGACCAAGCCCGAGAUGUUUGAGAACCCGCUCUAUGGGUCUGUGAGUUCCUUCCCUAAGCUGGUUCCCAGGAAAGAGCAGGAAUCCCCGAAAAUGCUGAGGAAGGAGCUCCCGCCCUGCCCGGACCCGGGAAUCUUGUCACCCAGCAUCCUGCUCUCCAAAGCCCAGGAGGCCGAGGGCAGCAAGGGGACAAGCAAGCCAGUGCCCCCGCCCCUACCCACACCCGCGCCCUUCCUCAGCCCCACGCCCCGGCUCCGCUCCUUCACCUGCUCGUCCUCCGCUGACGGCCGACCAGCGGGUGGGGACAAGAGUCAAGGGAAGCCCAAGGCCCCUGCCAGCACCCAAGCCCCGGUGCCGGCCAAGAGGCCCAUCAAGCCUUCCAGGUCAGAACUGAGCCAGCAGCCCCCGCCCGGCUCCGGGCAGCGGCCGCCCCUCCCAGUCAAGAGCCCGGCCGUCCUGCACCUGCAGCACUCCAAGAGCCGCGACUACCGCGACAACGCCGAGCUCCCCCACCACGGCAAGCCCCGGCCCGAGGACGCGCCGCUCCCCAGGGCCGCCAUGCAGUGAAGCCCCCGGCGAGCUGCCAGCGAGAUGGAGCCAGAGGAGCAGCACAAAGCCGCUCGGACCCUCUCCCGGGACCCCCGUUGGCUCCUCCUGCCCGGCUUCUGUGUGCUCAGCAGAGUGCGCCGCUGCGACACUUGGCAUCUGGUGCCGGGGUUGGAAGGACAAGCGCACCAGACAGACAGCAGACACCCGCAUACCUGGGCCCCAGCUUGAUCUUGGUACUCGGGACCCGAGAGCCUCGUUCCGGUCACCAUCGUGAAGAAAGGAACUAAAGCGCUGAUUCAUGGGUGGAGACAUAAAUAAUAAUAAUAAUAAUAUUAAUAAUAAUAAUUGCUACAUGUAUCGAGCACUCGCCUCGUGCCAGGUACCGUGCUUUCCGAACAUUCUGAGUUGAGUCUUCUUCAGCCAACCAAAAGCACAUUCCCAGACCUCCCAGGUCAACUCAGUAUGUCCUGAGUGGUUUGGACAGAGCAUUAAACAUGACGGCCAGUGCCCUCCUGGAGUGAGAUGGGGCCGGCCUCUAGGGAGCUGAAGAGUGAGUGGUUCAUGUAGGGUACAACAAACCUGGCCUCGUCUAGCUUCAGUGAUGCCAACUGCUUCAGCUAAAGCCCGGGGCUUCCCACAGAGCUGGGGUCUCUCUGGGUCCUCUCGGUUCUUCAGUCAGAAGGAGAAAAAAAAUCAGCUCCCACUCUCCAGUGGAGAGAUCCGGCUUCAGCCCGGGCUAGAGAUGCCCAGGCCAGUGCCAGGUCCCCCACACCCUCCUCAAGGUGGGCAGCACCACCCAGGCAAGGGGUUGAGCUGAGCCCCCAACAUUUGUGCUAAUGGAAGAGUCUCUGCUGUUGCUCGUGAAAGCCGAGUUCUCCCGCCUGGCUGCCAGGGAGGGCGGGCUUCUCGGUUCCCAGCUCUCACAGCGGGGCAGCCUUUACUUUCCAGAUUCCAUGGCUUUCAGCCCUGCUUCCUUGGUUACUAGACUAGAUUGGUGAUGUCUUUUCUUGUGUUGCUUUUUGAUGUAACAGAAUUUAACGUAGGAAACUGAAUCCAGAGUGUGUGUGAGUGAAGGAGAAUGGGUACGCACCCCACAUCCCCGUGUGUGUCAGUCCACGUGACCAAUAAAUUGUGCCUUUCUCUCUCA
Molecule: messenger RNA, 4844 nt
Organism: Diceros bicornis minor
Lineage: Eukaryota; Metazoa; Chordata; Mammalia; Perissodactyla; Rhinocerotidae
Gene: INPP5D
Product: inositol polyphosphate-5-phosphatase D
Exons: 27
Coding region: 137-3715 (1192 amino acids)
Biological process (GO): phosphatidylinositol dephosphorylation
Molecular function (GO): phosphatase activity
Source: RefSeq, a predicted model, not a curated record